AAAAAAUUUACUGCGCCCCCCCGGGGAAGCAAUCGAUCAUCUCUCCCCCUUCAAUUUCCCCCUUUCUCAGAUCGCGCGCAAUUUGGAGCUUGCAGUGAUGAACAUGGACAAUAAUUUGCGACGAUGAUCAAGAGAACCAAUAUGAUCGAGCAACAAACCCUGAGAUAAGUUAGCCUAAUAUGUUAUGGCAUAUUCUCAGCCUUUAUGAAUGUAUACAAGUCUAUGUGGAUAUGAAAAAUCUUAAAAGAUCACGUUCAGGUAAGCUCAUAGCUAACUUGACAAUAUUGUCUGAUUAGUGAAAAAAUUAUUAUUAUUGGCAUUACGAUUACUUGAUAUGCUGAUUGAGCACGAACUGCAAACUUAAGCUUUUGGUUGAGUGUUGGUUGUUUGACACUCAAACGGUUGGCUUUCUGGAUAACAUAGAGAAGCCAUCAGGACUCCUGAAACUACUAUUCUUUCUUUUGUUUGGAACGAGGGAUUUGAUGUUUAAAAUUUUAUUCCCGUCACUCAGUUUUGAAUAUUGCAACAAAGGGAGGCACAAAUUUCCACGGUACUAUGGAGUCUUUACUCAGAAAAUAUCGAGUUCUUGUCUAUUUUCUUGAGUUUGGCUGGCAUAUAUGUUGGUAAUCUUCAUUCCUUGCUAUAUAACUAUCAAAAUUUUGCAAAUGUCUAAAUUUUAGUAAAGAUAUCUGCUACAUCUGACGUUUUACUAACUCCAAGACUUGCUAUCAGUAAUAGCAGCUCUCAUUUUCACUAUGAAUACAUGUAUAAAUUAUUUAGAUGUAGGAUAUGUUUACGUACUGGUUGAUUCACUCCAUAUUUUCUACAGUGAAACAAUGGAAGGCAAUUUGGGAGGUCAGGCUGGAAUUCCUAGACCAACACCAAAUCCUCAAUCUAACCCUUUUGGAAAUGCUUUUUAUGGAGCUGGUUCUGGAUUAAUCCGAGGUGGACUUGGAGCGUAUGGCGAGAAAUUUUUGGGAUCAAGCUCUGAGUUCAUGCAAAGCAAUAUUAGUCAGCGCCUAUCUGAUCCACAAUACUAUUUCCAAGUGAAUGGGCAGUAUGUGAGAAAUAAGCUUAAAAUGAUUUUGUUCCCAUUUCUUCACAGGGGACACUGGACGAGAAUAACUGAUCCAGUCGGAGGAAGGCUCUCAUACAAACCUCCAAUUCAUGAUAUAAAUGCUCCAGAUCUUUAUAUCCCUUUCAUGGCUUUUGGUACCUACAUUGUUCUCACGGGAUUCUCACUCGGUGUUUUUGGAAGGUUCACUCCAGAAGCUCUGAGCUUGCAGUUCACCAAAGGAUUAGUAGGCUGGCUCAUCCAGUUCCUUCUCCUGAGAGGCCUUCUCUAUUUCAUGGGCAGCGGCGAGGCUCCACUCCUCGACAUCGUAGCCUACGCUGGUUAUGCUUUUGCCAGCAUGUCCCUUGCUAUUUUCGCCAGGAUCGUCUGGAGACAUUCCUAUUAUUUUGUAUUUCCAUGGAUGUGCAUUUGUGUGGGGAUUUUCUUGGUGAAGACCAUGAAAAGGGUUCUUCUGGGAGGGCCGAGGAACUAUGAGAAGCACUCGAGCAUGCAGCAUUACUUGCUCAUCUUCAUGGCUGCUGCUCAGUUCCCCCUCUUGUUCUGGAUUGGGAAUUAAUCUCGGCCCUUGAAUCCUCCUUGUGGUUCUUCUCCAUUUCUAGCCAAUUUCUCAAUGAAAUGACAUUUUUUUUAUUCUCUAGGAUUCUUAUGGAGUCUCUUUUUUUUUCGCUCCAACAAAUCAUUUGGAGCUCGAUUUACUUUUAUAUUUGUUCUGUUUAGCUCUCCAAAGGAGAAAUGAUUAUCAGUAUCAUUGUUUUCUUUGUAAUUAAAAAAGAACUAUUUUUGUCGAUC
Messenger RNA from Asparagus officinalis (garden asparagus), 1864 nucleotides. Its product is annotated as protein YIF1B-B-like. The coding region runs from base 756 to 1631 and encodes 291 amino acids. Gene Ontology annotation, cellular component: Golgi membrane; COPII-coated ER to Golgi transport vesicle; endoplasmic reticulum membrane. The record is from RefSeq and is a predicted model, not a curated record. Gene Ontology annotation, biological process: endoplasmic reticulum to Golgi vesicle-mediated transport. Lineage: Eukaryota; Viridiplantae; Streptophyta; Magnoliopsida; Asparagales; Asparagaceae. The transcript is spliced from 5 exons.